AGGGAGACCUGAGCGCACCCCCGAGAGAGCGAGCGUGGCCGCUAGGCGGGCGGGGCACUGGGGAUUAAUUGUUCGGCGAUCGCUGGCUGCCGGGACUUUUCUCGCGCUGGUCUCUUCGGCGCUCAGGGAUGGCGCGGAAGUCGAACUUGCCUUUGCUUCUCGUUCCGUUUCUGCUCUGCCAGGCCCUAGUGCGCUGCUCCAGCCCUCUGCCCCUGGUCCUCAACACUUGGCCUUUUAAGAAUGCAACCGAAGCAGCAUGGAAGGCAUUAGCAUCUGGAGGCUCCGCCCUGGAUGCAGUGGAGAGCGGCUGUGCCAUGUGUGAGAGAGAGCAGUGUGACGGCUCUGUAGGCUUUGGAGGAAGUCCUGAUGAACUUGGAGAAACCACACUAGAUGCCAUGAUCAUGGAUGGCACUACUAUGGAUGUAGGAGCAGUAGGAGAUCUUAGACGAAUUAAAAAUGCUAUUGGUGUGGCACGGAAAGUACUGGAACAUACAACACACACACUUUUAGUAGGAGAGUCAGCCACCAAAUUUGCUCAAAGUAUGGGGUUUAUCAAUGAAGACUUAUCUACCAGUGCUUCUCAAGCUCUUCAUUCAGAUUGGCUUGCUCAGAAUUGCCAGCCAAAUUAUUGGAGGAAUGUUAUACCAGAUCCCUCAAAAUACUGUGGACCCUACAAACCACCUGGUAUCUUAAAGCAGGAUAGUCCUACCCAUAAAGAAAUAGAAGAUGAUCGUGGUCAUGACACUAUUGGCAUGGUUGUAAUCCAUAAGACAGGACGUAUUGCUGCUGGUACAUCUACAAAUGGUAUAAAAUUCAAAAUACAUGGCCGUGUAGGAGACUCACCAAUACCUGGAGCUGGAGCCUAUGCUGACGAUACUGCAGGGGCAGCCGCAGCCACUGGGAAUGGUGAUAUAUUGAUGCGCUUCCUACCAAGCUACCAAGCUGUAGAAUACAUGAGAAGAGGAGAAGAUCCAACCAUAGCUUGCCAAAAAGUGAUUUCAAGAAUCCAGAAGUAUUUUCCAGAAUUCUUUGGGGCUGUUAUAUGUGCCAAUGUGACUGGAAGUUAUGGUGCUGCUUGCAAUAAACUUUCAACAUUUACUCAGUUUAGUUUCAUGGUUUAUAAUUCCGAAAAAAAUCAGCCAACUGAGGAAAAAGUGGACUGCAUCUAAUCCAUCUUUUCUGUCAACAUCUGUAUUUAAAGAAGAAAGAAAGAAAGGCUGAAAAGGCUGCUCACUAUCAUCAUCUAGUGUUCCUCAUGUGUUCUAAAGUCUUUUUGUAAAAUAAACACAAAAAUAAAUUUCGUUGAAGUGGCA
Nomascus leucogenys (northern white-cheeked gibbon) is the source of this 1313-nucleotide messenger RNA. It is a transcript of the gene AGA, whose product is annotated as aspartylglucosaminidase. Gene Ontology annotation, biological process: protein deglycosylation. Gene Ontology annotation, cellular component: lysosome. The record is from RefSeq and is a predicted model, not a curated record. Gene Ontology annotation, molecular function: N4-(beta-N-acetylglucosaminyl)-L-asparaginase activity. Lineage: Eukaryota; Metazoa; Chordata; Mammalia; Primates; Hylobatidae.